Molecule: messenger RNA, 3708 nt
Organism: Orbicella faveolata
Lineage: Eukaryota; Metazoa; Cnidaria; Anthozoa; Scleractinia; Merulinidae
Product: calcium-transporting ATPase sarcoplasmic/endoplasmic reticulum type-like
Biological process (GO): calcium ion transport
Cellular component (GO): membrane
Molecular function (GO): P-type calcium transporter activity; ATP binding; ATP hydrolysis activity
Source: RefSeq, a predicted model, not a curated record
UACUUAAACAUUACUUAGUUUUACUCAGCUCGAUUAGCUUUAUGGUUAUCCUGAGUAAACAUUACCUCUUUUUUGUAUUAAUAUAUUAUAUUGUAAAGUUUAACUUUUUUUCUAUUUGGUAAUAAAGCUUGUUGUUGUUGUUGUUGUUAAACAACUCAGGCCUGCUAUUUCAAAAAUUACUGCUUUGCAGCCCUUAAUCUCUCCUUUCUGUCAUCACCAUGUACUUCCAUGUAGAGACAACAUGAAUGUGAAGUUUUAAAAUCAACUGUGUCAAAGCAAGUUCAUGCAAGUUUAUAUUCCAAUUGAGCUCUAAACUUAAUUUACACCUGGUCCCACUCAAACUGGGAUUUUUGUCAUAAUGUUCACCUAUGUCGUUUCCUAUGUUGUAAUAGGUUUCCCUUACAUCAAAGUAUCCAUGUCGAUCUAAUAGUAGACUCAUUUUGUGUUCACAAAUUUAUUCCUGACCAGAACCUUGAAUGGAAAGAAAAUAGAUCCUCAGGAUUUUGAAGCCCUUCCAGAAUUUGCUACAAUUUGUGCCAUGUGCAAUGAUUCCAGUGUAGAUUACAAUACAGUAAGAGAUGCCUAUGAAAAAGUGGGUGAAUCGACAGAAACUGCACUAACAGUUUUAGUGGAGAAGCUCAAUGUGUUUGGUACAAAUCUGAGUGGAAAGUCCAAAGCUGAACUAGCACAUAUCUGUAAUGAAGACAUCAAGUCUCACUUUAACAAGGAGUUUACCCUGGAGUUCUCCCGUGACAGAAAGUCAAUGAGUGUGUACUGUACUCCUAGAAUUGACGGGCCAAACUCGGUCCAUGAAAAGAAUCCAAAGAUGUUUGUCAAGGGUGCUCCUGAAGGAAUUAUUGAAAGAUGUAACUAUAUUAGGGUUGGUAGCAAGAAGCAACCCCUGACACCGAAAACCAAACAGCAGAUUCUGGAUCUAGUGAAAACUUAUGGAACAGGUGCAGACACACUUCGUUGCCUUGCCCUGGCAACAGUUGAUGAGCCUAUCCCGCCCAGCAAGAUGGAUCUUGAGAACUCUGAAAAGUUUGCAGAGUAUGAGAGCAACAUGACAUUUGUAGGUGUGGCGGGCAUGUUGGAUCCACCUAGAUUAGAAGUGAAAGACUCGAUUGAGAAAUGCCAUGAUGCAGGAAUCAGGGUUAUUGUCAUUACUGGAGACAACAAGGCAACUGCUGAAGCCAUUUGUAGAAGAAUUGGUGUCUUUGGACCUACUGAAGACCCAACAGGAUUAUCUUUCUCAGGCCGUGAGUUUGAUGAGUUAACUCAAGAGGAACAGAGAGAAGCUUGUUUGAAUGCAAGAUUGUUUUCACGAGUAGAGCCAGCACACAAGAGUAAGAUUGUGGAGUACCUUCAGGGGGAGGGUGAAAUAUCAGCCAUGACUGGUGAUGGUGUCAAUGAUGCCCCUGCAUUGAAGAAGGCAGAGAUUGGAGUCGCCAUGGGAUCUGGAACAGCUGUGGCAAAGUCUGCUUCUGAAAUGGUAUUAGCUGACGACAACUUUUCAACUAUUGUGGCUGCUGUGGAAGAGGGAAGAUCUAUUUAUGACAACACAAAACAGUUUAUUCGGUACUUGAUUUCCUCAAAUAUUGGAGAAGUUGUCAGCAUCUUCCUGACUGCAGCCCUGGGAAUGCCAGAAGCACUCAUUCCAGUCCAGCUUCUGUGGGUGAACCUCAUGACAGAUGGACCCCCUGCUACGGCACUUAGCUUCAACCCUCCUGAUGUGGACAUUAUGAUGAAGCCUCCACGCAAGGCUAAGGAAGCUCUCAUCAGUGGCUGGCUCUUCUUUAGAUACAUGGCUAUUGGAAUCUAUGUUGGAGCUGCCACUGUUGCUGCCUCGGCAUGGUGGUUCAUGUUUUAUGAGAAUGGUCCUAAAGUAACUUAUUACCAGUUGACACACCACAUGCAGUGUACAACAGAUCCUACAAGCUUUGUUGGUGUUGAGUGUAACAUUUUUAACGACCUUCAUCCCAUGACCAUGGCCCUAUCAGUGCUGGUCACAAUAGAAAUGUUCAAUGCUCUUAACAGCUUGAGUGAAAAUCAAAGUCUCUUUGUCAUGCCACCCUGGAGGAAUCCUUCUCUCAUUACGGCAAUUAUCGCUUCAUUUAUCAUGCACUUUGUCAUACUUUACUUCAAGAUUACCAAUACUAUUUUCCGCAUCACACCUUUGAACUGGGAUGAAUGGAUCGCAGUUCUCUAUUUCUCCUUUCCCGUUAUCAUACUCGAUGAAGUUCUCAAGUUUGUCUCAAGACACAUAGCUGAAGCUCCUCAUCUUCCUCCGCAAGCUAAAGCAAAAUCUGACUGAUUACUGACAGCAUGCCGGUCAUGCGUGUAACUGAUAUACCAGAAGUGGGUCACAGCUCUGAGGAGCACUGCACUCUGUAAAACAUUCUUGUGGUUCCUCCUGGGAACAAUGAACUAUCAAAGCCAUAAUCCUCAUUUCAAGAAGUGUCCUAACUCACGAAUAAUGGAGCAGAGGUUCCUGACUCACAUGACUGGACAACUUACAGUGUGUUCAUGAUUGCUUGUGCUGUGUUCUGCUGAUUGGUUUAUAGCAAUCGGAAAAUUAAUUCAGUUGACACUAUCUUGUUCUACCGACCGAUUUUCUCUUGCAAAGACAAGAUAACUCAUGGUUUGAUGCGUAUAAUAUAACGACAGCAGCAUUUCCGUCCGGGCCCUAGGGCCUUUAAUUUAUAUAUUUAAGUCUAAUUUUUCUUCAGUGCUAAAGGAUCUUGGUAGGUUUUUUUUGCAUCAAUCAGUCCAAACUUCAAUCUUUGGAUUGGCUUCUAGGAAUGGGAAAUCCAUUGACAUUUUAGUCUUUUUUAUGAAAUGUUGUUUUGAAAAGUGGAAUGCCUUUCAGGCAUCCCUGUUCCCCAUUCCCAAUGAUUGGGUUGGGGUGGAAAUGAGGAUGUCUUGCUUUCUAAAUAAAAAGGUGUGGAUGCCACCGACAUAUAUGUAAUAUAUCAAAGUUCUUAAUCCAGUAACUGACUGUUAGUUUGAUUGGUCACAAGACCUCUUUAUGUGACACUAGGAACAAUUUUUAUGUGGGGAGUAUAGCACCCUAACAUGUUCAAUGCGUUCGGUCUGUUAAGGAGCAGCACGAUCACAACGAGAGUUUUUGUCUCGUCGUUUUUCGCAUUGCCUCCAACUUUCAGAACACAUGGAACAGGGUAACAGCGCCCCUCUUUGUAGGCCAGUUAAACAUGCUUGUAAUUUGACCGCAAUUUGCUUAAAAGUUUAAAUGCCCAGGACUCGAGGAACUGUUGUUUCAUAUUGUUCGAUGCAUUUAUCUUCAUUUUUGAUAAAACUGAGUAAGCUCAGUAUUUUCUUGGAAAACAUUUAUCCUAUAACAGAAACCAUCGCAACAGCCAAAUUGUCAAGGCGAACGAGAAUUACUGCUGGCAAACACUACUCGUAGAAUAAAGCUCCACGUUUUAAGUUUUGUAUUGCGUUUGAUAUGUAAGCUUGUUGAUAAACGGGGUUUCUAGUGAGUGUGUCUUAACUGGUAUCUGAGAUGUUUUUAAACUUAGUUUGAUGCAGCUGUAAUGACUUUAUAUCCUGAAGCUGUGUGGUUUUAGUACGCUUGACGUCCACCCUAGUGCAAAGGAAAUUACCAUUCCUUACAAUGAUUGUUCUUUCGUACUUUACUUUUGCCCUUAAACAAAUGGUUCAUUAAAAGUCGACUUUCAUGAAAAUGUG